AUGGUCCACACAAAGAUGUUGGGUUUAGUGGUCACGGUUAUUUUCCUCCAAGGAUGUAUCUCAAGGCCUACUGAAACUACAGUGAACAUAGAAGACCCCGAGCAAGUAAGAUCUGAAGCUUUGAAAAGGCUAUUAAAAGUUUUUGGCAUUGAAGACCCACCUCAUUCUCUUCAUCAUGUCAAACAACCACCCCAGUACAUGAUUGACCUUUACAACACUGUAGCUGAUGCAGAUGGUGUUACCAAAGACCCAGAUCUUUUGGAGGGCAACACAGUCAGAAGUUUCUUUGACAAAGUCCACAGUGACCAGAUGUACUUUCUGUUCAACCUCUCAACUGUAACCAAAAAUGAGAAGAUUUUAACAGCCGAGAUGCACCUUUUCAAACUUAAGCCAAGACCUUCAGAACAUGCAUACUUCAAAAGACAUCAUUUCUGCCAGAUAAGUGUGUACCUGGUUCUGGACAAAAAUAAAAUGCAUUUAGCACAAGGAAGAAAGCUAUUAUCAUCAAAACUUGUCCCUUUUCAUUCUUCAGGAUGGGAAGUGUUUUCAAUCACGCAAGCAGUUCGUGCCUGGAAUGAUGAAAGACACAAUCGUGGUAUUCUUGUGACAGUGAAGAAUCUCGGAGGAGGGCAAGCUGAUGCUAAUGUUAUUCGCUUUGCCUCAGGAAAAGAUCAUCAUGAAAGCAAGCAACCAAUGCUUGUUCUCUUCACCGAUGAUGGGAGAAGAGGAGUUGUGUCUAUGAGUAAUCAGCCAGAUAAUCUUCCUUUGACAAUACCCAAUGAACCUUAUAUCUCGGCAUCAAAUAGAACAAGGAUGGCAAGAGGUUUGCAGGAGGACGGACACUUGCCCUGCCAAAGACACCCACUUUAUGUUGACUUUGAAGAAAUUGGCUGGUCUGGUUGGAUCAUCUCCCCAAGAGGAUAUAAUGCUUAUCAUUGUAAAGGGUCUUGCCCAUUCCCUCUGGGUCAGAAUAUGAGACCCACUAAUCAUGCCACAGUGCAGUCUAUAAUUAACGCUCUCAAAUUGGCACAAGGUGUGAGUAGCCCAUGCUGUGUCCCUGACAAACUCUUCUCUAUAAACUUGCUUUACUUUGAUGAUGAUGAAAAUGUUGUCUUGAAGCAGUAUGAUGAUAUGGUUGCUAGUAGUUGUGGAUGCCACUAA
Molecule: messenger RNA, 1161 nt
Organism: Bufo bufo (common toad)
Lineage: Eukaryota; Metazoa; Chordata; Amphibia; Anura; Bufonidae
Product: bone morphogenetic protein 2-like
Exons: 5
Coding region: 1-1161 (386 amino acids)
Biological process (GO): SMAD protein signal transduction
Cellular component (GO): extracellular region
Molecular function (GO): cytokine activity; growth factor activity
Source: RefSeq, a predicted model, not a curated record